CUAAAGCAACACAGUCAGGCUAACGGUUGUUUGUUGUGUUAGCCUAAAACAUGACGUCGAGCCGAGUAGAUUAUACUGUAUAGCGACAGCCAUCCAGUUAAUGUCACAAACCGGUGCUGUGUCUGUGUGCUACUGCUACUGCCAGCGCUUGCUUACAGCCGUGUUUCUUUAGUUUUUAUCAAGCUGUCGGUGAUGUCAGACCGUUAUAUCGUCUCGCUGUUGAGUUCAGCUAACUUGACAAAUGGAUUCAGCUUGAACUAGUAUGGAUGUAGAUGACUGUAAUGGCAGAGUCUAUGUUUCAGGUAGUGGAGACUCAUCACUGGAACGAGAGUUUUCUGGGGCUCUAGGUGGUCCAACUGUAAGCACUCCAAACAGCAAGAACAACUCUCCAAGUCGCUCCCUAAGUGCAAACUCUAUUAAAGUAGAGCUGUACAGUGAUGAAGACCUAGGACGCAGUAAUGAAGACGAGAGAACCGAGCGCAUAGAUGACGGAGGAUCAGGGCAGGGAUCUGAGUCUGGCGGAGGUUACAGGGAAGUAAUCAACCCCGAAACGAUGCCAUCUGGAGCCACCAGACUCCCGAAUGGAAAGCUGAAGUGUGAUAUUUGUGGAAUGAUCUGCAUCGGGCCGAAUGUUCUGAUGGUCCACAAACGCAGCCAUACCGGGGAGCGACCAUUUCAGUGUAACCAGUGUGGCGCUUCGUUCACCCAAAAGGGUAAUCUGCUGCGGCACAUCAAACUGCACUCGGGGGAGAAGCCCUUCAAAUGUCCUUUUUGCAGCUACGCUUGUCGAAGAAGAGAUGCCCUUACUGGCCACUUACGCACUCAUGCAGUGACCUCUCCAACCAUAGGGAAGCCAUAUAAAUGCAGUUAUUGUGGCCGUAGUUACAAGCAACAGAGCACCCUGGAGGAACACCAGGAGCGCUGCCAUGGCUACCUGCAGAGUCUGGAGUCACAACCAGCAAACAGUGCGCAAAAUCUAGGAGUGGAGAUGAGAGAGCUAGAGUUUGUACCAGACUCUCUUCUGCAGCCCUCCUCAGACAAGAUGGCAUUUAUCGAUCGGCUCGCCAACAGCGUCACUAAACGCAAAAGAUCCACACCACAAAAAUUUGUAGGACAGAAGCACAUGCGCCUCACCAUUGCAGAUGGAUCUUAUGACCUGACAGCUGGUUUAGAUAAAGGCGAAGACAUGCAAGCUGGAGACCUGGAAGUCCCUCACUAUACCAGCCUCGGAGGAGAGUACACAGCAGGUAACGGAGGGGGACUAAUGGAUGCAAUUAGGCCUCUACACCUUCCUACCACUCAAACAUCCUUUUUAAAAGAACUCCGGCCGAGCCACAGCUCUCCUCGCACCUCAAUUGCUUUGGGCACAAGGUUGGAUUGCACUGGAGCCGGGCUUGGAACCGUAGUUGUCGGGGGGAGAGAGGCAGCCGAGGGUCAUGAGGACCUUCCAUCCGGGCAAAGUCACGCACCGUCACCUAGUAAUGGUUUCCAGGACUCCACAGACACAGAAAGCAUGCCGGAUGAGCCGGGUAACAGCACAGCCCCCGUUCCACCAUUACCCAGUAACAAUGGGCAUCAGCUCCUUCACUCCAGCAACCAUAUCACAAGACCUGCUCCACCCUCACACCACAGGAGUCUGGACAGACACAGUCCCAGCAGAGCCAAAGAUCGGGAGAUGGAAAGAGAAGAUGGAGGACACCGAGGCCUUCCCCCUCCCGCCUUGGCUCCUACUUCCAGUUCACCUACAGCACCUUCUUCUACUUCAAGGGAGGCUUUCCGGGUCGUUGACGCAGAAGGGCGGCCUGUGCGGUCGUUCCGCUGUGAGCAUUGCCGUGUGCUUUUCUUGGACCAUGUAAUGUUUACCAUCCACAUGGGCUGCCACGGUUUUCGUCAGCCUUUCGAGUGCAACAUCUGCGGCUAUCGGAGCCAGGACAGAUACGAAUUUUCCUCACACAUUGUUCGUGGAGAGCACAUUAUUGACUAAAGGUGAAGUCCAUCCAACCUCCUCUUCACAUAGAGCUUUCACACUUGAGCUUGAAGUGGUCACUGACAGCAAGAAGUUGGUCCUGAAUGUUUUAGAUACUGGCACAAAAAUGGUAAAAGGGGCUCUAGGUAUUUGGGCAACUAUAAUUGCAUUGUUAAUGAGGGUGUUCCAAAGUGUAGAAAGACAAAAUCCUCUUUUAUCCACAAAUGUGCCUUGCACCAAAUUUCAGGAUUCAAGCUGCAUGCACAAAUUUGUUGUAGACAAAUCAUUACCAGAAGUGACACAGGAAAGUCUGACAUCUGUAAUGACAAAUAUGCCUCAUUUAAAGUUUUUUUUGGAAAAAUGGGAAGUGCUUUAACAAUUCUCCAAUGUUUGAUUAAUCCUGUACAUUCAGUCGCUUCUUACAAACUAAUCAAGCUCAAUAACCAGGUCCAUAUCAACUACAGUGAAAUGAUAGAAGGGGUUGUACUUAAAUUAGAAAUGCACUUUGGUUUUUACAAGAGGUGAAAUGAAGAGAUCCAUGUUUGUAUGUAUUUGCGUGAGAAAGAAGUCGAGGGGCCGUUUGUUUUGUUGUGAAAGUGGAUAAUGAAGGCCCUUGUUUUUGUGUUGUUGUUGCAUUAUCAGUGUAUGAAUCUGUUUUUCUUCUGUUUUGUUUGCACUGAUACCUGCCAGAAAUCUGAUUAUAUUAAAUUAUUUUUUAGAAAUA
Molecule: messenger RNA, 2690 nt
Organism: Cyprinodon tularosa
Lineage: Eukaryota; Metazoa; Chordata; Actinopteri; Cyprinodontiformes; Cyprinodontidae
Product: zinc finger protein Eos-like
Exons: 8
Coding region: 263-1984 (573 amino acids)
Biological process (GO): regulation of transcription by RNA polymerase II
Molecular function (GO): DNA-binding transcription factor activity; RNA polymerase II cis-regulatory region sequence-specific DNA binding
Source: RefSeq, a predicted model, not a curated record